Molecule: messenger RNA, 2372 nt
Organism: Drosophila novamexicana
Lineage: Eukaryota; Metazoa; Arthropoda; Insecta; Diptera; Drosophilidae
Product: voltage-gated potassium channel subunit beta-2-like
Exons: 8
Coding region: 368-2086 (572 amino acids)
Biological process (GO): potassium ion transport; regulation of potassium ion transmembrane transport
Cellular component (GO): cytoplasm; voltage-gated potassium channel complex
Molecular function (GO): transmembrane transporter binding; potassium channel regulator activity; voltage-gated potassium channel activity
Source: RefSeq, a predicted model, not a curated record
GAGAAUUGAAAAAGCGAACGACAACAAUAAAAAAAAUUUAUUUUAAAACAUUCAUAAAUUCUAGACUAGCAAUAGUGAAUAGCAUAAAACACAUAUAAUCCAAAGCAACAAAUUUUUGACUGGACUUGCCUUAAAGUAGCAGCUACAGCUAAAAGCUGCUGUGAAACAAUCAAAUUGUGAUUAUUAGUCAAGUUUAAGAAAAACUAGUGUACAAAUCCAAUAAACAGUUAAGAAAUCAACAGAAAACCAAACGGAAUUCAAGUAGACGCCAAAAAAAAAAACAAAAUAAGAAUAAUGAUGGAAACCAUUUAAUGUGAAAGCAAAGGAAACGGUUAACAGUUAACGGUUAACGGGAGAGCCGCUCAAGAUGUCCAUGGUAUGCAGUCUGAAUGGCGAUGGCAGCCAGGCAACAAACAGCACCAAUACAAAUGCAAACACAAACGCAAACACAGCAACAAACUCAAAUUCAAAUACAAACGCAAUUGGGUCCACGGCCACGCACACAACGUUCGACUACACGCAACAGCAACAACAACAGCAACAACAACAACAACAUGAUAUGCCCAAUGCCAGCACCCCGCUGCUGCUGGGCCACGAGUCGGGCGGCCUGAGCGGCGUUGCCAACAGCGACGUUGGCAACAAUGGUAGCGGUGCAGCCAUAACGGUACUGCAGCCGCCUGUCAUCUUAGGCACAGCGAAUUUCACGGCAACGGAGCCGGCUGCGGCGUCAGCGUCAGAUACAGUGGUUAGCAUGAAUAGCGGUACUUUGAAUGUGUCUGGCGUGACGUUGCCAGGCACAUUGAAUUUCGUAAUGGGCGCCACGUCCGCGCAGGCGGCGACCAACAAUGACAACAACAACAACAUGGACAAUGCGAGCGACGACUCGAACCCGGUGACCAUUUACAGGUGCCGGGCCCCGAUAGCGUCCCUCGACUGCAUGGAGGAGUUCAGUGGUACGGGCGGUCAUCUUGAUUUCGGGCGUUCGAUAAGCCUGGGCUCCAAUCCGGCGCUGCCGCUGCGGCACGGCUCGACGCCCACGCCCGGCUUGCGGUACAAGAAUCUGGGCAAGAGCGGUCUGCGUAUCUCGAACGUGGGCUUGGGCACAUGGCCAGUGUUCUCGCCGGGCGUCAGUGAUGAGCAGGCCGAGGCCAUACUAAAACUGGCCAUCGACAGCGGCAUCAAUCUGUUUGACAUCUCCGAGGCGCACUCUGAGACGGAAAUUGGCAAAAUAUUGCAGCGCACGGGUUGGAAGCGAACCACCUAUGUGAUCACAACCAAAGUGUACUGGAGCACCAAAUCCGAGGAGCGGGGCCUAUCACGCAAACACAUCAUCGAGUGCGUGCGAGCCAGUUUGCAGCGUCUGCAGUUGAACUACAUCGAUAUUGUCAUCAUUCACAAGGCAGAUCCCAUGUGUCCCAUGGAAGAAGUGGUGCGAGCCAUGAGCUAUGUCAUCCAGCAAGGCUGGGCCAUGUAUUGGGGUACCGCCAGAUGGUCUCAGGUCGAGAUAAUGGAGGCGUAUACCAACUGCCGGCAGUUUAACUGCAUAACACCGAUUGUUGAGCAGUCGGAAUACCAUAUGUUCUGUCGCGAAAAGUGUGAGCUCUACCUGCCCGAGAUGUAUAACAAAAUAGGCGUGGGUCUGAUGGCUUGGGGACCACUGUCCAUGGCAUUGAGUGAUACGCAGAAUGGGGACAAACUGUUUUUGCCCAAGGGCUCAUUCAAGACCAAGAGCUUUUCGUGGACCGAGGAUGAGAUCAAUCGCAAUGCCGCACUGUCGCCGCAGGGUAGCUGGGGCAAGGAUCGGAUUGAGGAGGGGCGACGCCAUUGCGAUCGGCUGCGUGACUUGGCCGCGCUGGCCGAGAAGCUUGGCUGCAGUCCGACACAGCUGUCGAUUGCCUGGUCACUGAAGCACGAGCCCGUUCAGUGCCUUCUGCUGGGCGCCACCUCGGCGGAGCAGCUGCAUCAGAGCUUGCAAUCGUUGCAGCUAUUGCCGCGGCUGUCGUCCAGCGUAAUGCUGGAAUUGGAGCGGAUAUUGGAGAAUAAACCGGUGAGACCGCCAAUGAUAUCCACACUGGCGCUUCGGUGACAAUCAGCCUGCCCGCAGGGCCCACUCAGCCUGAGCGGCGGUGGGCCCUGCGGUGCCGAUUCGCCAAAGCAGGAGGAGGAGGCUUUCAUUGAGGAGGCGGAUGCCAAGGAGGCUGCAAAGCAGGGUUUCUGUGUUAUUCAGUGACGAAAGGAGUCCUUAGAUAAUGAUAAUAAAUUUUUGAAAGUGAUUAGCAGUAAAACUAGCCUAAGUAGCAAUACUAUGACAACAACAAUAAGCAAGCAUGAGCUGCAGCAGCAACAGCAGCAACACAAACUGCAACAUUAUC